Messenger RNA from Paraglomus brasilianum, 1410 nucleotides. The record is from the annotation of a GenBank genome assembly. NCBI's taxonomy places the organism in Eukaryota, Fungi, Glomeromycota, Glomeromycetes, Paraglomerales, Paraglomeraceae.
AUGGAGCUUGAAUUAUCCAAAACCGGGAUAGUUGAAGAUGCCGAAAACUUAGAGAACGAUCAACUUGACACUGAAUUAAUUCAAACAGUUACUUUACAAGAAGUUACCAAAGCACGGCCUGAAGAAGCAAUACUUGAGCCCCAAGAGCUACCGACACCGUCACGACGAGACAUUGAAUCAUGGACACCAGACCAACUAUAUGCGCAUAUAUGCCGAGUAAUACCAGAGAUCUUACAUGAAGAUAAUGAGGAAACUAGAAAGAUUCUCAAUGCAGAAAAAAUUGAUGGCAGGGCUUUUAUUCUUUGUGGUGAAGACGAUUUUGCAAACAUCGGGAUUAGCCACGCCGAAGCGCUAGGGCGAGAAGUUUACCGAUUGAGAGUGGAAAGGUCACCAGACUUCGAAGAUAUAGCCGAGAUGAACGCAGAGCAAGUUGCUGCUUUUCUCACUGCUAGAACCAAGGAAGGUGAAUUGGAACUCCAGAAGGAUGAUCUUAAUAUUAUAGGAUAUUGGAAAAUCCCGGGAAUAGCACUAUUGCAACAGGACGAGGAAAGGCUCAUUCGUUUAGGGCUUCCUGAAAAAUCUGCUAACUAUAUCGCAAAAGUCAUUAAUCGUAUAAGAGGAGAGUAUGGAAUACUUCCAAUGCCCAUGUAUCGAAAACUUGAUGGAGUAGCUGGUUUGCGCAAGAAGACUGUUGUAAUAAUGAAGCUUGCAGAACAUUCCCAGCAAGAAUCUAACAUUUCCGCACAUGCGCCUAUGCAAGAUGAUCAAUUAGAGUCAUUUAUGACUGUAACAGAACGACCAAUGGAUGAAUCACAACAAGUUUUAGUGCAUAUAGCUGAAUCAAAUGAGGUUCCAAUAGAAUGGCCUGAACUUAAAUCCAUAAUAAAAUCACAGCUUAGUAAGAUGUGUGAAGAAGGGACAGAAGCGACAGAUGUCGUUAACGGGUUGUAUUCCAAAUUACUCGAAGAGCGUAAUAAACUACUAGAAGAUAUAAUAAAGCGAUUAGACAAGUUCAAUGAGGCACCAUUUACCAUUCAGCGAGUAGCUGAACUGAUGAUAAGGCCUCAUGAAUAUUAUGUAAAUACAGUAAAAUGGUUGCGCGGUCUAGAAAAGGUCUUAUCCGUUCAUUCUUCAAUAAAAAGCUUUCCUGAUGGAGGACAAGUAGAGGCAAAUCCUACAUUGUCAAGACUAGGUACUGAAGACAUUUAUGGGGGUGUACGUGAUGCAGAAGAGACAAUGAAUGCUGACGAUCGUUCAAUGGACGAAGAUGAAGCAGAGGCAUUUCUAGAUGCGGUCAUAAACGGCGAGGAAGUUGUUAACGAUCAUGGCAAGGAUGAGGAAAAUAUUACCGUGCAGGCAACGGAAAAUUAUUAUUAUGGAUUGUUAUCCAUGGACUCUACUGAUGAAUGA